AUCACAAAAACUCUAAGUUUCAGCAAUAGGUUCAACUUUUCAAUAUUCUUCCUUUGAUCUCAUUUUCUAAACCCUAUUAACUAUCAUGGGUGUUCUAUCUUAUGAAUCAGAGUUCACUUCCUCUAUCCCUCCAGCUAGGCUUUUCAAGGCCUUUGUCCUUGAUGCAGACAACCUCUUUCCAAAGCUCGCUCCUAAUGCGGUUAAGUCUGUUGAAAUCAUUGAAGGAGAUGGAGGAGCUGGAACCAUCAAGAAGAUCACAUUCGGCGAGGGCAGCCACUUCAACUAUUCAAAGCAAAAGAUUGAAACAGUUGAUAAAGACAACUUCAUCUACGCCUACAGUUUGAUCGAAGGUGAUGCCUUGACAGACAAACUUGAGAAAAUCUCUUAUGAGAACAAGUUUAUAGCGGCUGAUGGAGGAUCCAUUAUCAAGAGCGUCAGCAAAUACCACACCAAGGCCGAUGACCAUGAAAUCACAGAAGACAAAAUCAAGGCAGGGAAAGAAAAGGCUGCUCAUCUCUUCAAGGUUGUUGAGAAGUACCUCCAAGAGAAUCCAGAUGCCUACAACUAAAACCAGUUUUAUGAUGUUUUCCUCUGUGUCAUUUUCAUUGAAGUGUGGUUUUUUGUUGUUGCGCCAAUCAAUGGCUUGUGCUUCUUCUUCUUCUUCUUUAAUCUUUUUUGUCAGAAUGUUUUAGUGUGAAGAUUUGUAUUUGUUUUUGUAUGGUCAAAUAAAAACAUCUGGUGAUUGAUCAGAAAUUAUAUUA
Ziziphus jujuba (common jujube) is the source of this 761-nucleotide messenger RNA. Its product is annotated as major strawberry allergen Fra a 1.05. Lineage: Eukaryota; Viridiplantae; Streptophyta; Magnoliopsida; Rosales; Rhamnaceae. Gene Ontology annotation, cellular component: cytoplasm; nucleus. The record is from RefSeq and is a predicted model, not a curated record. The coding region runs from base 86 to 568 and encodes 160 amino acids. The transcript has 2 exons. Gene Ontology annotation, molecular function: abscisic acid binding; signaling receptor activity; protein phosphatase inhibitor activity. Gene Ontology annotation, biological process: abscisic acid-activated signaling pathway; defense response.